Molecule: messenger RNA, 3598 nt
Organism: Capra hircus (goat)
Lineage: Eukaryota; Metazoa; Chordata; Mammalia; Artiodactyla; Bovidae
Gene: ST6GALNAC1
Product: ST6 N-acetylgalactosaminide alpha-2,6-sialyltransferase 1
Exons: 9
Coding region: 1490-3265 (591 amino acids)
Molecular function (GO): alpha-N-acetylgalactosaminide alpha-2,6-sialyltransferase activity
Source: RefSeq, a predicted model, not a curated record
GCCAAGUGUCAGGUAAGCCGAAGAGCUGUGAGCGGACAUGGGUCUAUAAAGAACAUGUUUAUUAUGGAGUCGGUGUUUGAACACUUAACAGGUUAGGUGCACAGAGACAGAGAGACAAGAGACAGGACCAGUACUAAGCGAAUUUUCUCUCCUUGCUUCCAGUCCAUCCGCUGGAGUAGUACAACAAGUUACAGGAUCACGUUUGUACCUUUUCAUCCUCCCUGGGGAAGGCGAUCCAAGCAUCUAUUGCACAUCAUCUGGGUGAAAACCAAGAACUUUGGGUGAAGAAUUGGACGCUGUGCAUUCGGGGAGUGCACACUGUGAUGACUGAGCAGGGAGCCCAGGUCCCAAGUUCUUCAAAGCCCUGUUGUUCCAAGCUCCACCUCUUCCACUUCGACUGCAUGGUUCGAUCUUACUGCCAGCAGUCAUUUUAAAAACGGAAAAUCCACAGUACUUUAGGAAGGGCGGCGUCUCUGAAUUUUCUCAGUGUUCUACCACUGAUCUUGAUAUUAUUCCUCUGAGUUGUACCUUUUCCCCAAGUGUCCUGUGUUUUCGUGCUUUUCAUAUUGAGGCUCAGGUUGGAUCCAGUCCCCCAAGCCAGUGGUUCACUCCGUGAUCUUGGGCAAGCUGCCCCCGCACAGAGGCAGUUUCCUCGACCGUAAAAGGAAGUGGAUAAUACAGUGUUCCGCUCCUGGGGUGGCUUCGAGGGAUGCAUUUAUGCAUACGAAGCUCACCACGUUGCGUGAGAAGCAGUGAAGACUGAACAGAACCGCUGCACAUCAGUGGUUCUCAACGUGGCCACGCAUCGGAAUCACCUGGGGCAAAGAAUACCCAUGCGUGGAAAUUAGCUCUCCACGGAGAUUCAGGCUUGACUCGUCGAGGUGUAGCCUGAGCAUCAGGAUGUUUUAAAGCUUCCCAGGUGAUUCUAAUGGACACGCAAGACUGAGAGCCACCCUUCAAAAUAACUCGGGAAACAAGAUGUUCUGAGAGCUCCCAUCCAAGGCUGCACAGUCUCUCAGAGGAAGAUGGCUAGGGGGUGUCAAACCUGAAAGGGUACCCUCUGUUUUUCUUGUAAAACUCCCAUUGAAGAUGGAGGCUAUGCAAGGCCCUUCCAGCCCAGGUACUUGUCCAGGGUCCCCUAGGGUUUGCGACCUGAUGAAAGUGAGGUUCCAUGUAACGUGUAUGUGUUUCUCAUUAAAGUUCCACAUUCAGAAUCUGGCUUCAGAGACAGCAGGAAAAGAAGGUAAACUUGUUUGCACAGAAGGAGUUUCUCUUCCUUCAAGCCACGCCAGCCUCUAAACCUUCAUAAGGCAGAGAAGGCGGCUCCCUUCCCUGGCACACUCCGAAAGGCUCUGCGUUCACCAGUGGCUCGUUUUUAAGACAAAAGGGUGCACACCCUGACCAGGAGAUCUGAGCAGUUAAACUGUGUGCUGUCUACAUCAGAGCCUCAGGACAUGCAGAAAUUCCCUGCAAGGCUGGACCCCCAAACAUGAGGCCUUGCCCAAGGAGACUCUGUCAUCUGGACCAAACUGUCCAGGGGCCUUUGCUUUUGGCUGUGCUCAUCUUCCUCCUCUUCACCUUGCCCUCCUUUAUUAAGGAACCUAACACAAAGCCUAGCAGGAAUAAGCAUCAACAGAACAUUAAGGAAAGGUCCCCAGAGUUACUGCAAAAUGCCAUGUCUCAGGCACCCACCACGAGAAGGAAGGCAACCACCCACAUGGGGUCAGUACUGGGGACCCACACUCGGGACACACACCCCGAGGCCACAGCCCUCACGGCCAACCAGCGCAGAAGAGCGCAGACCAGCAAGGCCCAUGCCAAGGAGCCGGGCAGAGUGCCCACCCCCACCGGAAAGGCAGCACUGCAGACACGGGCGAGCAAGGACACCGGGGUGGACACGCUGCCCCCAACGGCUGGAGGUGGGGGGGUGACCUCCAGCAGGACCGAGGCGCCAUCACUGAACAGUCAGAACCCAAGGCCAACCAAAGGAUCCGGGGACUGGAAGGCGAGGCCCACAGGCCCCAGAGCAGUGCCCACGGAGCCGCGGGACAGCCCGGCAACUGCAGCUAAGACCCUCCUUCCAAAACUCCAGGCUGGGGCGCAGGCGGGGAAGGGAGCCAGAGGAGCCACCCCAGCAGCCGCCCCCUCCCAGGACAGAGCCCAGCCCACACGGUCCUCGGCCCCUCCCCAGAGCCCUGCCACCCAGAGAAGCCAGAAGUUGAAGGCCGCCAACUUCAAGUCUGAGCCCCAGUGGGAUUUUGAGGACGAAUACAGUCUGGAGGUGGGCGGCCUGCAGACGACCUGCCCUGACUCGGUGAAGAUCAAAGCCUCCAAGUCACCCUGGCUCCGGACUCUCUUUCUGCCCAACCUCACCCUCUUCCUGGACUCUGGACACUUCAACCAGAGCGAGUGGGACCGCCUGGAGCACUUCCCUCCGCCCUUCGGCUUCAUGGAGCUCAAUUUCUCCUUGGUGCAGAAGGUCGUGGCGCGCUUCCCCCCAGUGCCCCAGCAGCAGCUGCUCCUGGCCAGCCUCCGCCCCGGGAGCUCCCGGUGCAUCAGCUGUGCCGUGGUGGGUAACGGGGGCAUCCUGAACAACUCCCACGUGGGCCCAGAGAUAGACAGCCACGACUACGUGUUCCGGCUGAGUGGUGCCGUCAUUAAAGGCUAUGAACACGAUGUGGGUACUCGGACCUCCUUCUACGGCUUUACCGCCUUCUCUCUGACCCAGUCACUCCUUACACUGGGCAGUCGGGGUUUCCGGCAUGUGCCUCUGGGCCAGGACGUCCGCUACCUGCACUUCCUGGAAGGCACCCGGGACUAUGAGUGGCUGGAAGCACUGCUUCUGAAUCGGACCGUGACUUCAAGGAACCUUUCCUGGUUCAGGCGCAGACCUCAGGAGGCCUUCCAGGAAGCCUUGCAACUGGACAGAUACCUGUUGCUGCACCCAGACCUGCUCCGAUACAUGAAGAACAGAUUCCUGAGGUCUGGGACUCUGAACACUGCCCACUGGAGAAUAUACCGGCCCACCACGGGGGCCCUCCUGCUGCUCACUGCCCUCCAGCUCUGUGACCGGGUGAGUGCCUAUGGGUUCAUAACCGAGGGCCACGAACGCUUCUCUGACCACUACUAUGAUAAGUCCUGGAAACGAACGAUCUUUUACAUCAACCACGACUUCAAGUUGGAGAGGACGCUCUGGAAGCGGCUACAUGAUGAAGGUAUCAUCCGGCUGUACCAACGUCCUAUGACUUCCAAGCCGACCAUCUGAAGGGAGCCUGGGCUGCUGAAGUCCCUUCAGCUAUUCUAAGGCUCAGAGCACAGUGGGGGGCCAGAGACUCGUCUGCCAUCUUCCAGCGCCUGAACCAGGCUCUGAGCCCCUCCAGACUUCAGGGGUAGAGGUCUACCGAACUACUGCAGAGGAGGGGACACCCUCAAGAUGGCAAGUGAUGGGCUGAGGUUUCGGAGACCUUGGAAAAAUUUCUGCAGAGUUUGUUCCGUGGAGGUGGGGACUUGAUUUUUGAGACCAAGGGGACUUCCCUGGUGGCUCAGACGAUAAAGAAUCUGCCUGCAAUGCAGGAGACCUGGGUUCAAUCCCUCAGUC